Coccidioides immitis RS is the source of this 492-nucleotide messenger RNA. RefSeq lists its product as uncharacterized. Lineage: Eukaryota; Fungi; Ascomycota; Eurotiomycetes; Onygenales; Onygenaceae. Bases 1 to 492 code for a protein of 163 amino acids. The record is from RefSeq and is a predicted model, not a curated record. The transcript has 6 exons.
AUGGGUGUCUCGAGACUGGCAGCCAGACGCAUCAGCUGCAGCAAUCAGCAGAGGCUGUCCAGCCCGUCCCUUGCAUGCACCCGUUCCGGUCCGGUCCAGGCCUGCUCCGUAACGCUACAGGCCGUUGUGAGGCUGAUCUACGUGACAUGCCUGGGGUCGUUGUCUUUUCUGGUGCUAGAGCGGUUGGAGCUCCAAAUCCCUCCUCCCACACCCCCCGUCCAGACCCUCAGUGCAGGAUUUAUCCCUGGGCGCGUUCGCGUGUGGCUCUACAAGAGUUACGACUCGUUAGAAUUGAUCAAAGCAGGGGAAAAGGGGGUCUUUGGUGCCAUCUACUCUGUACUCUGUAUAGUUCGGCAUGUUCCACCUGGUACUGCCCAGGCCAGUGACCUCGACGUGACUUGUUUGCCAUCGAGUAACAAACAGCGCUGGGGGACUCUGAUGCAGCUGGUAAGGCCUGGGCGCAAGAUUCCGCAGCUUGAAAUCUGGGUCUGA